CGAAGAUUCAAGAUGGCGACGAAAUGGUCCAAGUUAUUCCAUUCGGCAAACCUGGCCACAUACGGAACAUUUUUCGUGACCACUUUCAAUCUAGGUAGAUAACUCUCCUUACGCUUCCUUCAUGGAUCCAUUUUAGAAAAAAAUGACACAAAUUGUCAAAUAACCAUCUGUCAAAUGUCAAAAUUAUCGCAAGUGUAAUUCGUGAAAUAUAUAUAAUUUAAUACGAUUUAUUAAUGGCAGCGAUUGACAAAGUUAAAAUUAUUGUGGUAGGCGAUUCAGGUGUUGGUAAAACAUCAUUGACACAUUUAAUAUGCCAACAGCAACCUAUUGGCAAUCCUUCCUGGACUGUAGGUUGUUCAGUGGAAGUAAAACUACACGAAUACAAAGAAGGAACACCCAAUCAGAGAAGAUACUUUAUCGAACUAUGGGAUAUCGGUGGCAGCCAAAAUCACAAAAACACAAGAUCUGUAUUUUAUAAUCCCACAAAUGGCAUAAUAUUAGUACACGAUUUAACAAAUCGUAAAUCACAGCAGAAUCUUCAGAAAUGGCUAGAGGAAGUCUUAAGUAAAGAUGGGACCUCAUUAAAGUCCAAGUCAUUUGAGGACUUUGAUCCUGAGAAAUUUGUAGGCUCAACACAGAUUCCAAUCUUAGUUGUUGGUACAAAGUUUGAUUUAAUCUCAGAAUCCAAUUUUGUAAAACCCAAUGUACACAGACGUUCUGCAACCAUUGCAGAAGAAUGUGGUGCCGAUGAAAUAUUUUUGGACUGUCGCCAGAUAAGAUCUUUAGCAGCAGGCUCCAGUUCAUCUGUGAAACUUAGCAGAUUCUUUGAUAAAGUUAUUGAAAGACGUUACUAUUCCUCCAGAGAAGCAAUUAGUCCUGACAAACGAAGGCCGCCACUCUAUACUUCCUCGCUGUAUCCAAAGUUUUAUCAUAAUGACUAAAUAUGGAAAGAAUAUAAUAUCUCGAGGAAAAUAUUUUUAUUCCAUGUUACAUAGAAUAAUUAGUUCUUGUGACAUGAGAGAUUGUAGGAUUGCCUGGAUUAAGUAUUGCAAGGCUGUUGAUCUCGCACUUCUUAUCCACAUUCCUAAUCUUCCCAUGGAAGCAUUUUGCCAGAUGUGCUGAAAAAUGACUGUGAACAGCAUAGAUAAAAAUAUAUUAGAUUCAUAAUAUUUUUCAUCUAUAUUGUAAAAAUAUCAUGUUAUAUGCACAAUUAUUUUAUAAUGUAACAUAAUAAAUGUAUAUAAUCUAUCCAAUAU
Molecule: messenger RNA, 1256 nt
Organism: Formica exsecta
Lineage: Eukaryota; Metazoa; Arthropoda; Insecta; Hymenoptera; Formicidae
Product: rab-like protein 3
Exons: 5
Coding region: 234-941 (235 amino acids)
Biological process (GO): intracellular protein transport
Cellular component (GO): endomembrane system
Molecular function (GO): GTPase activity; GTP binding
Source: RefSeq, a predicted model, not a curated record